AUGGCAAACAGUACAAACGGAACCCCCUCGUCCCAGUCUGACUGUGCACUGGACUUCUGGUGUGUUAUUGCCAAGGACCUCAACACUGACGCAAACAAAGAGGAUGUGAAAUUGGACCCCUGGUCCGACUGUAACACCCUAGGCAAUCCGAACGUGACCAGGCCAGAAGAAGUGCCUGAGGACACGGUCGUAUGUUUUUCUGAUGCCCAGGUGCCCUGCCCACGUAUAAUCGGACAGAGACGCCACCACCUCCUGUGCCUUCCCUGUCAGCCUACACUGGAGCAGCAAAGGCCAGACCUCCUUAGGCCAGCGAAGAGCCCCUGCUACUCUCUCAAAAGCGGAGAAGUAGGAAUCCACUUCUGCUUCUCUGAAUGGAGGAACGACAGCUAUGUUUCUCCCAACAUCAAAAGGCCCCUCUCUACCCACUGGUCAGCUUCAAGGCGGGCCAGCCGAAGCCUAAGCCUAGCGGUCUCCCCCGAGCCCUCAGGCUCAAAAGGAGAUGGCUCGAACUUGGGUAGGGUCAAAGGCGCCCGAGUCGCCACCCCCACACCGCCCUCCGGCCGUGCAGGCGAGAGACCUGUCAGCACCUCAUGCCCUUCCCCAGCUUCCUCAGCUGCCUCUUGCUCCUCAACCUCUUCCUCCUCGACUUCCUCAUCCUCAUCCUGUGAGGGAACUACACCUUGAGACAAUAAAUGCAGUGAAAUGACUGCAACUAUUUCUGCCUUGAGUGAGUGCUUGGAGACUGGGAUGUUAUAGUGAGCCGUGA
Esox lucius (northern pike) is the source of this 766-nucleotide messenger RNA. RefSeq lists its product as uncharacterized. The transcript is spliced from 5 exons. NCBI's taxonomy places the organism in Eukaryota, Metazoa, Chordata, Actinopteri, Esociformes, Esocidae. The record is from RefSeq and is a predicted model, not a curated record. The coding region runs from base 1 to 684 and encodes 227 amino acids.